GAAGUCAAGGGGGAUGGAGAUAUUUUGGACAGAGAGUCAAGAAGGCGUGCUGACAGACGAUUCAUAAGGGUCAAAAUAAGCUCCAGAGCAACUGAUUCUUGAUCAUUUUCAUGUUUACUUUUAUUGCGAUUGGACACAAAAGCUGUUCGUGAAAGUGCCACUUUUGGAGGAGUCUGUAAUUCUCUAUCAAUUUCCAACAGGCCGUCUUCUCUAUGGAUUGUACUUGCAUUCUCCUUGCCCUACUCUCCACCCUGGCUUCUUUAAGUCCCACUAUGGGGUGUUUCUGUGAUCAUUACCCAUGGAGUUCCUGGUCCCAAUGCACUAAAACCUGUGAUUCUGGUACUCAAUCACGUUUAAGGGCUGUCCAGUAUGAUGAUCACUGGUUAAAAAACAGCUGUUCCCAGCUGUGUCAGAUACAUGAUAAUAGAGUGUGUAAUGUUGAGGCCUGCCCUAUAAACUGCCAGCUGACUGAGUUUGGACCCUGGUCUGAGUGUUCAUCUUGUGCCAAAAAGUCAUUCAGAAUCAGGUCUGUGUUGAGGCCAUCUCAGUUCGAAGGAGCCAACUGCAGUCAAUCUCUUAUGGAGGAAAGAGUCUGUCAUCCUUUCAAGGAAUGCAGGAUUGAGCCUUUGAACUGUAAAGACAAGUUCACCUGUGACACUGGAAGAUGUAUACAUGCUGAUCUGCAAUGCAACGAUCAGAACGACUGUGGUGACAACUCUGAUGAGAGAGACUGUGAGCGCAAUAAAAGUGUGUGUUCAAAUCAGCAGAUGUAUGCUUUCGUCCCUGGAGCAGACCAGAUUGGUUUUGGAUUUGAUGCUGCAGCGGAGCAGAUGAGAGGUGCUGUUCUGGACAACUCGUUCAUGGGAAGUAAUUGUACUGUAGAAAAACUAAAGAGGAACCUCUACAGAAUCUCAGCCAACACUGAGAGAUAUGAACUCAAGAUCGAAACCUUUGAGGAUUUUCAACAAAAAGAAACCAAAUCCCAAAAAAUCGAUCUGGCCAAAGAACCCCUUUACAGGGAAGCAGUGAAAGCAUCUCAACAAAAGGACUCUGUGUUUUACCGCGUGGAUCAAGUUAUUGCAACAUCAACAUUCAAAGUAAAAUCCUCUGACCUCUAUUUAUCAGAUCAGUUCCUUCAGUUUCUAAGCAGCCUACCCUUGGAAUACAACUACGCCCUUUACAGGCAUAUAUUCCAGCUGUUUGGAACACAUUAUUUCAGCUCUGGGACAUUAGGAGGGAAGUAUGAGCUACUUUUCCAAUUCGAUCGAGAAGAACUGAAAACCUUUGGGCUUAAAGAAAGCGACUCAGAGUACUGCUUGUCUCAUGAUGACACACUCGUCACAUUUUUUUAUAAUAGACAUUCACAAAAAAACACUUGUGGGAAUAUUUCUAUGAAAACCAAAUAUGAAGGGUCAAUGGUAAAAGCAUCAAAGAUCUGUAUCACAUCUGUACAAGGAGGAGAUCCAUAUUUUGCAGCAGCACUGGCCUGGGAGAAGAACUGCGUUUCACCAGCGAGCCCUUUAAUCACAGACUGGAUCAAGUCUACUAUAAAAAAUCCAGUGGUUAUUCAUUUUGAGCUUUUGCCUUUAGUGAAUUUGGUGCGGGGCAUCUCUUGUGCUGUGACAAAAAGACGCCACUUUCAGCGGGCACUGGAGGAGUACCAGACCGAAUUUGACUCCUGCAAAUGUGCCCCCUGUCCGAACAAUGCUUGGCCGGCUCUUUCAGGAACCGAGUGCCUUUGUAUAUGCCAGACUGGAACAUAUGGAUCAAACUGCGAGAAACGAGCACCGGACUACACCUCAGUUGAAGUUGAUGGGCACUGGAGCUGCUGGAGCUCUUGGAGUCCUUGUGAUGCCACCUUGAAGAAGCACCGCUCUCGUACCUGCAGCAACCCUGCCCCACAGCGAGGCGGCACACCCUGCCCAGGCCUUGAAAAACAGGUGGAGGAAUGUACCAUCUCCUUUUUUCAGGAGCAAAACGUCUGCAUUAAUGAUGACAGUGAGAGUCGGCUGCCUUCUGGAACUUCUGGCUGUGCAAAACCUCUUCCACCAGCCAACAGUCACUUAAGAUUCAACAAGCGUCAGUAUGAUUAUGGAGAACUUGAGGAGAUUAUUUGCUUCACUGGAUUUGAGUUGCAGGGAUUCCAGCUCAUUCAUUGUUUGCAGGAUGGUACAUGGGAGAAACCAAAGGCACAGUGUAUUAAUAAACCCUAUGUACCAGACAGCAGCUGCAAACCUGGAGAGAUCAAUGAUGGGACUAAAUGUGUUUGCAUGACUAAAGAAAGAUGCAGAGGCUACAGAGAAGACUUGUGCGUUUAUGACGCUGGCAAGGAAACUGCCAUUAUGAUGUCCCUCUGUGCUUUUCAUGUUGACCGUUGUCAUGGAGACAGAUUAUACUUUAUGAAUAAUGGACCGUGCAAAAGUGACGCACGCAGUCUGGACUGGGCCAAAUUCAGGGUCAGUGUAUCUGAGCAGAGCUCGGUGCAGGAGCCCUGCGGUUCAGACACCUGUUACGAGUGGGAGACCUGCUCAGUGUCCAAAACGUGUGAGUGUAAGAUGCCCAGAGAAUGUCCAAAAGACGGGUAGAAAAUAUACUGCCUGAAAAUCGUGGGAACGCAAACCACAAGAAGCAUGAAUCUGUGUUUUAUGGCUGUAAUGAAGUGCAGCAGUAUAGAGUUUGAGCUUCAGAAUGAAGGCCCUUGUGCAGGUUCUUAAUUGUGCACCACUUUAGCUGUAAAAAUGUUCACAGAUUUGCAGCCAUUAUUGAUUCAUAUUGAUAACACAUUGUCAUUUUAAAAUCACUCACAGCAUGUUAUAGUUAUUUGAUUGUGCAUAUGGGCAUUCUUGAUAUUGAUCUGGAACAACACAAUAAAAUAUAAUCGGACAUUCAGAU
Molecule: messenger RNA, 2892 nt
Organism: Danio rerio (zebrafish)
Lineage: Eukaryota; Metazoa; Chordata; Actinopteri; Cypriniformes; Danionidae
Source: RefSeq, a predicted model, not a curated record